Epinephelus fuscoguttatus (brown-marbled grouper) is the source of this 919-nucleotide messenger RNA. RefSeq names its product G-protein coupled receptor 4-like. Gene Ontology annotation, biological process: G protein-coupled receptor signaling pathway. Lineage: Eukaryota; Metazoa; Chordata; Actinopteri; Perciformes; Serranidae. Gene Ontology annotation, molecular function: G protein-coupled receptor activity. The coding region runs from base 1 to 864 and encodes 287 amino acids. The record is from RefSeq and is a predicted model, not a curated record. The transcript is spliced from 3 exons. Gene Ontology annotation, cellular component: membrane.
AUGGAAGAAGUCAACAUUUACAACACUUCACAGAACAACAACAGCAGCCUCACCUAUGAUUACGAAUAUUAUAAACAAGUUGUAUUCAUCAUGAAAGUGGUGACGAUCAUCAUCAUUUGUAUCAGCCUUCCUUUGACCCUUGUGGCCAUCUAUGCUGUUCGUUCUCUGGUGAAAGAUGAUCAUGUUGUUCCGAUCUACGUCAUCAACCUUCUCAUUACCGACCUCAUUCAGCUCUGCUGCGUGAUCACUGUGGUGCUACCUGUGGACUGGAUACUACCUUGGACUGGAAUGAUUUCAUAUCACAUCUACAACUAUUGUCUGGUGGCCAGUAUUGGUUUCAUGGUGUGCAUCGCCCUGGAAAGGUAUUUGGUCAUCGCCUGCCCACUGUGGUACCGCUUCAGACGAACCAUCAAGGUCUCUGUGCUGGUCUGUGUCGUGGUCUGGGCCCUUCCUGCUGUCAUUUUCUAUCUCCUCCUUACUGGAAGGAACUCACUAACCAUUGGUGGCAUCCUCCUCCUCCUUCCUCUCCCACUGCUCAUAUUCUUCCUUGGUGGGACCCUCAAAGCCCUGUCUGCUUCCAUCUCUGUCCACUCUGACGAAAAACGAAGAAUUGUAGGAAUGUUGGUCCUGGUGCUGCUUAUUUACACACUGUUGUUCCUACCCAGCAUUAUUUUGUUCCUGGCACGGGGAAGCAGUGACAUCGAUGAAUAUAAGCUAAGCAACCUGUCUUUCACAUUUCUGAAGUUGAGUCCUCUGGCAGACUUAUUUCUGUAUAUUUUCAUGAGGAAAGGGACCAUUGACAAGCUGUUGGCUUCUGUGUGUUGUUGCAGAAUGGACAGUGAUGAUAUCAGCAGCCCAGUGUGAAUGAUGACAAAAUGUCCACAGUCAGCUUCAUGUAGGCAGAGAAAGUGAGACAGAG